Messenger RNA from Diaporthe amygdali, 2415 nucleotides. RefSeq lists its product as uncharacterized. The record is from RefSeq and is a predicted model, not a curated record. Bases 1 to 2415 code for a protein of 804 amino acids. The transcript has 9 exons. NCBI's taxonomy places the organism in Eukaryota, Fungi, Ascomycota, Sordariomycetes, Diaporthales, Diaporthaceae.
AUGGAUCUUGUGGGAAAUACCGAUACUCGGGAGGAGCGGUGGCAUCGAUCGUUUGUUGAAUUUCAGGAAUUGCGAUCCUUGAGAAAUGAACGAAAAGCCGCCGCGAGAAAUGAGUUUGACGCAGAACAACAGGAACUCCAUGCAGCCAUCUCCCAUAUUCGAGACGACCAAAACCAAGGCAUUGAAGCGAUACAAGGAGAAGCCGAUGAAGACAUACGUCAAAUCGAGGAGCAAACCAACAUCAAGAUCAAGCAGCUCCAAGAUGAAGCUUACAGAAAGGCGACACAGAUUAGAGAAGACACGAACAAGAAGAUUGAAGACCAUCAGGCCAUUACUGCAAGACAGAGGCAGGAGCUGGAGGGGAGGCUUACUGCAAGGAAACGCAAAUAUGAAAUUGACGGCCUGGAGAUUGAAGACGAGUUUAUAAGGCACCUUGAAAAAUGGGAGAUGCGUUUAACAUCCUCAACACUUCCGGACACACCACCAUCGUCGGAACCUCGAGAACCAGUGAAAAGCUCUUUGCCGUCCAAAGAACACUCGACAGUUUGCUCAUCGUUCCGCGAGCCAGAUUCUCAUGAGGAACACCCAGCGCACCAGCGGCUGACUUUCAACUCCUUACCGCCGCUGCGCUCGAGUGAGCGACACGUGCCCGCUUCUCAAGUCACCCUCAGCUCAGAAGGCGACUUUGGCGGUGCGAUGAGAACAGGCCGACAUGUGCCUACACGUGACGAUUCCGGCCCAAAUGAUCCACAAGGGGACAAUGAAGAAUCUGCUGCAGCUGAUUCAAGGCCAUCAACCACGGAAUACUUCGUAGAAGCUGGCUUUGACCUGUCCCCGGCAUUCUAUUAUGAUGCCAGGAACCCGCCGUCACAGAGAUUGCCCGAGCUAACCGAAAGGAACACAGAGGCAGGCUCAAGCUGCAUUGCCGUGGGUGAUCCCCGUGGCUCGUUGAGUGGUCCCGGUGACAGCUACGUGAGUCAAUCUCUGGCCAUGAAACCUUUGCAGAGGCCAAGGUCUAAGCGGAGCGGGCAGCCAUCUGGCGGCCCUACGGCCCAAAAGACUAUCUCAUUUGACGAAGUUUUUCGAGGCGUUCAGAGUGUGGAUUCACGUGACAAGCACUUCAUCGUCGAGUUCCCGCUUGGCAGCGAGAAGUGGUACAUCCUACGCUGUGUUGAACAUGAUAUGAAUUUCGGUGCUCGCCCUCUCAAUUCAGCAGGGCAACACAUAGACUCCUUCGCGCACGGUCACAAAGCGAAGACAAAUGAGAACGCAAUCGCUGAGCUCGGUGAGCUUGUGCAGGGUUGUGAUGCUAAACGGGCGGAAUGGAAUAAUGAAGCUUACACGAAAAUCCUGCAAAACGGUUAUAGACCGAAGACCGGCAAGAGAAAACGCAGACGCAAACCUGCGGCACACGAUCUCUUCAAGAGACAUCGGGCCGGAUCGAAUCCGGGUCGCCAUGGCUCUCGUCCGGCUGAACCGUCCAAGCCCUUCGAGGGGAUCGUCAACCCCGUGCCUGGUGAAGUGUACCAGGGAGCUCAGCAAACGCCAGGAAGCAGGGAGCUUCACUGGUAUUUGGUGGUGCGCCUGCCUCUUGAUGAUUGGCAGUGCAUGGGAAUCAAUGGAAGUUUCCACCAGAAUGAGCUGUCCCAGAGCACACCGCAGUGCUAUCGACACGAAGUCCUCCACGACUCCCAGCCACGCACCCCAGAGUGGGAUGAAGAGUUCCGAACGGGUGGUUCACGGACGCGGGCAGCUUGCGCGACCGGUGGUACAGGCACCCACAUACCACCCUUCCGGGUUCAACGAAAGACGUGGAGGAUGCACAUGAUGUCGCAAGGAAAUUUUGCAGAAGGCUUGAAGCAGCCCGCGCAGCUCGUCGUUGGAGACGACCAUCAACGGCGAUGUCCCACCUCCAUAGCGGGCAGCAUGAACAAGAUCAAGGUUCUCGACAGGCUGCAGGCCAGAACGAAAUUGAUAAUGCCCGUAAGCAGACAAAUUUUGGUAGCAUCAUCGAGUGAUCUUGAGCUUGGAGGAUCCCGGUCUCCUGGUCUGAGCAUGGCUGAUGACGAUAACAAUAACCUCGAGUCGUCCUACAGCCCUGGGUCGAUCACUUCAGCUACUAGAAGCCCAUCAGCCGAAUCCAGUAUUUUAGACGAGAAUUUCGACAUCGGUGACUACAACACUCCUCCGAGACCACGCAGCUCCAGCCCAGAUGCCGUCCUAUCUGAGUCUAGCAUAUACGAGCGGGCUGAACCUCCGAGCGCCUCGAGCGGUGGCCUUAGAGAGUCGUCUGCGAUUGAAGCAUUGAGAGCAAUACAGGCUGAAUUCAUCCCCGAAUACGGUGGAAGCGGUUUUGAGAGCCAGUCACCAGACUUUGCCAACAAGACAAUCGACGUUGGUAUCAAGGACAAAUGA